Hipposideros armiger (great roundleaf bat) is the source of this 1524-nucleotide messenger RNA. It is a transcript of the gene ATP6AP2, whose product is annotated as ATPase H+ transporting accessory protein 2. The transcript is spliced from 5 exons. Gene Ontology annotation, biological process: positive regulation of Wnt signaling pathway. The record is from RefSeq and is a predicted model, not a curated record. Gene Ontology annotation, cellular component: external side of plasma membrane; membrane. The coding region runs from base 9 to 656 and encodes 215 amino acids. Gene Ontology annotation, molecular function: signaling receptor activity. NCBI's taxonomy places the organism in Eukaryota, Metazoa, Chordata, Mammalia, Chiroptera, Hipposideridae.
GAGUGUAUAUGGUGGGGAAGGCAAACUCAGUUUUUGAAGAUCUUUCAGUAACGUUACGACAGCUCCGAAAUCGCCUGUUUCAAGAAAACUCCGUGCUCAAUUCACUUCCCCUCAAUUCUCUGAGUAGGAACAAUGAAGUUGAUCUGCUCUUUCUUUCUGAACUGCAAGUUCUACAUGAUAUUUCAAGUUUGUUGUCUCGACAUAAGCAUCUAGCCAAGGAUCAUUCUCCUGAUUUGUAUUCACUGGAGCUGGCGGGUUUGGAUGAAAUUGGAAAACAUUACGGGCAAGACUCUGAACAAUUCAGAGAUGCUUCUAAGAUCCUUGUUGAUGCUCUGCAAAAGUUUGCAGAUGACAUGUAUAGUCUUUAUGGUGGGAAUGCAGUGGUAGAGCUAGUGACUGUCAGAUCAUUCGACACAUCACUUGUGAGGAAGACAAGGACUAUCCUUGAGGCAAAAGAACAGAAGAACCCACCAAAUCCCUAUAACCUUGCAUAUAAGUAUAAUUUGGAGUAUGCAGUGAUUUUCAACAUGGUACUUUGGAUAAUGAUCGCCUUGGCCUUGGCUGUGAUUAUCACCUCUUACAAUAUUUGGAACAUGGAUCCUGGAUAUGAUAGCAUCAUUUAUAGGAUGACAAACCAGAAGAUUCGAAUGGAUUGAAUUUUCCUUAUGCCUAACUUAGAAAAAGCAUUUGGAAAUUGGCUGUUUUGUUAAAAUAAAACUUUUAGUGGAGUUUAAAGUAGAUAGUAUACUUUAAAUUUUUUAAAAAGUAAAGUUUGUUCUCUAUUUUGUGUGUGCCUGUGAAGUUGUUCUAGAGUUAAUUAUAGUAUUGACCUUCAUUGAUUUGUGUGAUGUAGAUUCCAUAAUAUGCUCAAUUAUGAUAUAACCAUUUAAUACAAUUUCAUUCCAUUUAAUAUUUGGAAAUAAUGCACUGAAAUAAAUGUAAAACAUUUAGAAUAGCUUGUGUUAUUUAUGUUGGGAAAAUGCACUGAAUUUAUUAGAGAAACAUAUGAAUGCUUAAUUUCCUUACACAGGAUAGGUUAAAAUGAUAUUUGGGCAGUUAUAUACUAUGAACCAUUUGUAAAUGUCUUAAUUUGAUGUAAAUAUCUGAAACAAAAGGUUUCUAACUUAGAACAGCCCUAAAAUAUGAAUGUGCAUAUACAGUCACUUAGAUUAGAACUGCAUCUGAUUGACAGAGGAUAGCUGUUUUUUAACCUGUUUUGAAAGCUUGGUGAUCUGAAUGGUCUAGUGCGGAUAUUAAAAAUACUACAUUGAUCUAAGAAGAAACUAGCUUUGUGGAGUUAUAGAUGCUUAUAAUUAUACACACAAAAACAAAUAUUUGGGGGCUAUUUUGGGGCAUGGAUAUAAAAAUCUUUUUAUUUCAAUAACUUUUCCCCCUGUGUAAGUUACUACGGUUUGUGGUACAACAUCAUUCUAUAGAAUAUUAAGUGAAAGUAGAUGCUCCCUACUUUUCAUGUGGAAGUGGACCAAUGUCUAUAGAGUCACAAAUAAAGUUAAUGAUUCCAAA